AUGCAUGAUUCCGUACUUGAGGCGAUUGAAAAGGGUGAUGGCGCUUUCGGCGCUACACUAGCAGAGCUUCAUGCCGUGGCUUGUGGCUUAAAGGCCUGGGUGGUCGAACGAGUUAGCAAUGGGAUCGAGACUUGCCGCCGGUUGUGCGGAAGUCACGGGUUCGCACAGUCGAGCAAUUUAGCCCAUUUAUUUGCUGAAAGUGUCGGUGCUAACACGUACGAAGGUACCUCAGACGUGCUAGUUCAACAGCAUGCACGUUAUUUACUAAAGACGCUGGCAUCUCCGCCCGUCAAUGAACGAUCUUUAAAGUUUUUAAAUCAAGUGAAGCAUUACAAUGACGAUCAACUGCAUUGCAAGGCUGAAAGCAUCACCGAUUUCGACAAUCUCGAUCUACUUGUUGAGGCGUUUCGAACAAGAGCUGCACGUAUCGUAAUGUCUCUAGCUAGACGAAUGGAUGCGACGAAGAACGAUAGCAAUGCAUGUAUGGUUCUCAUGACUCGUGCGUCCACUGCUCAUUCCGAGCUGAUUUUGUUAGAAGCUUUCAUCGACAAAGUAUCAAAUUUUCGUUCUGGUCCGGAAAAGAAUUCGGUUACUCAACUGUGUUCACUAUUUGGUGCGUGGCUAAUCACCAAAGCGUUGGGAGACUUUCGUCAACAUGACUACAUCUCAUCCGCACAAGCUGUCUUACUUCAAGAGCAAGUCGCUCAUUUACUGUCGGUUACCCGCAAGAACUGCGUGCUGCUAACGGAUGCAUGGGAUUUUAGAGACUUUGAAUUAAACUCAGCGAUUGGUCGGUAUGACGGGGAUAUCUAUCGUGCUCUAGUGAAAUGCACCGCUGAUGAACCCUUGAACAAAAUGCAAGUGCCUGAAGGCUAUGAAAUGUUUGUGAAGCCACUAAUCCAGUCUGGAUUGUAG
Messenger RNA from Plasmopara halstedii, 915 nucleotides. RefSeq names its product peroxisomal acyl-coenzyme a. The transcript has a single exon. The record is from RefSeq and is a predicted model, not a curated record. Lineage: Eukaryota; Oomycota; Peronosporomycetes; Peronosporales; Peronosporaceae. Gene Ontology annotation, biological process: lipid homeostasis; fatty acid beta-oxidation using acyl-CoA oxidase. The coding region runs from base 1 to 915 and encodes 304 amino acids. Gene Ontology annotation, cellular component: peroxisome. Gene Ontology annotation, molecular function: FAD binding; fatty acid binding; acyl-CoA oxidase activity.